UUUGGACAACGAAGAUAUCGAAAGCUAUAAAUUGCUGCCACUGGCGAUGCAAUAGCUCUGUGAUUUUUACCAAAAAGUAAAAGAAUGAUUUUCUGUUCAACUUACAGCGGGUCGUGUAACUGUGCGGAUCUGCAGCAUAAGACAGAAAAAAAAAUCUCAUUUAUCACGUAUAAGUAUCACUAAGGAGCGGUUGAAAUGCUUCUGUGAACGUAGAUCGUUACUAGUUUGCCAAUUGUGUGCAGUGUCACCUGCUGACCAAGCUUUUGAAGGCUGUCUUAAGCUUGGUAAGGUCAGAUACUGUCGAAGCUACGAUCGAACUUGUCAGUGAUAGCAAUGGUGGAGCCAACGUUGGUGCAAACGUCGCCAGGCCAAUGGCCUUGUUAUCCAGAGCUAGUUUAUUAUAAAAACAUUAGCCGGGAUGCCCGAAAGAGAGGACCUAUCAGAGCUAUCUUCUGCUUAAUUAUUGCGCUUACCGUGUAUGCAGAUACAUACUACUGCUCAAUAGUCAAUAGCGUACUCUUUUUACCGCAACAUGUGAGUUACUUAAAAUACGCCAUAUGCGGCUUAAUGUUGGUCUUAUGCCUUGGACACUUCGCUUCGUUUACUUACGUCCAUAUCGUACCCGAAUGCGAAAUUGAGUACAGCCGCGCCAAACUUCUUAACAUCUCGGAAGAUGAUAAAGGUUUCAAAUUGAAGCCCGAUACGCAAACCGUGACACCGUCGUUAGCGCCAUGCACAGAUGUGGACAAAUUCACUGCAGACAUGUUUCGUUUGCCCUCGGAUUGCCAGCCGCCUGAUACAGUUGGCAAUGACACUUCGAUUGACGACCCAUGGCAGUUUCGACAAUACCAGCCAGGUAACAGAAUUAGUAGACUGACGGAUCCUGCCUACGAUACCAUUAUGCAAAGAACCAUCGAGCCAAACUCGCGCGCGACUGAUUGGCACCUUGAAGAUGAAAGAAGUGCCGACGCGUUUGUUCGCGAGCGAAGUCACGAAAUUGACCCGCUUAUUGGCUAUACGUCUGAAACAAGCUAUUACGAUUUCAGUAUACUCGGCAGAAGAAUGCCGAUAUCGCUCGCUGAUGCUGGGGUCGAGGCAGUGCAUCGACUCUAUCAAUUUCAGCCGUACAAGCGUGCAACAGAGAUACUUGACAAUAUCGGCCAGGUGUGUCCCGCCAGCGUUCAAUGCAGCUUGUUUGUCCUUGACCCGUUUCAGCUCUUCGUAUUAAAUCGUAAUCUUCGUUUCUGGUUCCAUAUCCGGGUCUUUAGCCCACUCGUUGAGGAGAUAACAAAGGUCAACACAAAUAUGCUGAACUGUGGUCUAGGCACACCGAAUUUAAUCGGCGUCGCUAGUGAAGACCAGCUGAAGUACCUAUAUCAAACUCGGCCGGAUUUGGUUCCUGGUCUUGAUAAAAUAAUUCCCUUCCUACAGUUUACCACUAACCAAGAAUACCUCGUGAAUCGCUAUCGCGAUUUUUGCAUAGGCGGCGCUCUGUCGAAGGUGAACUGGAGUCGAGGUAGCGGUGCGUGGAACGAAAAUCUUCCUACAGAUGCCGAACUUCUUAUGCUCGCAUUUUGCACGUAUAUGGAUGUACGCGUGCCGAUAGACGCUGACUAUCUAGAGGGCCGAAGGUUCACACAACAACACGUGUACGACGCGACGAAAGAAGCUGAAACUAGGCGAACCGGUGACGACGAGGUGCGUAUGCACAAACUGUCCAAAAGACCUCCUCAUUAUUCGUUGCAGAUCAAACACGAAAUGGUCGACGUCGGCCCGGGUUCUGCAAACGUAUUCAAAGUCAUUUUCACGUUUCUUUUCUACCAGUACCAUUUUAACAACGGGAGAAUAUGCAAUAUGCCUAUGGAUGCCUCCGGAUUUGAUGUUGCGCAGAUUAUCCGUAUGCGGAACGUAUAGGAGUACUAAGUUUGUUACUGAUGCGCGAUCGUGUGCAGUCGUUGGACGAGGUUUUCGUUGUAUUUGAAAACCUCGUCCAACGAAAAUCGAAGGGUUCACUCUUGCCUGUAAAUUAGAAUGCAAAAUUUGGUCGAGACAUUACCCUCACGCAAACGUGCCAACCUAAACACAAGAACGGGUAAACAUUUUCAAACUUCUACAUACUCUCCUACAAAAAUGGUCAAUGCUAUUGAUCAUUUUUUUACUUUUAGAAACAGCACAUAUUUCUAAGCUUUAUCAAUUCAUUGUGAUAACGUGACAUAUGAAGUUGAAAUAAUUAACAAGGUGGACAAGCGUGACUUCUAUUUUAAAUUGCAUAACUGCUAUUAUAAUCGACUGUGACAAAAAAAUAUUGACCACUAGUCAUGUGGUAAUAACAGCAAAUAUCUUGAAAUAAUCAUGGUGGAUCAUUAUCGUCACCGUUGCUUUCGAAGGGAUUGGAUAUUGGAGGCAAAGGUCUGCAUGGGGACAGAAUGUGGACAAUUGACGACUAAGAGAAAUAUCAAAUAAAUGAUAAUGUUGAACAAGA
Varroa destructor (honeybee mite) is the source of this 2482-nucleotide messenger RNA. RefSeq lists its product as uncharacterized. NCBI's taxonomy places the organism in Eukaryota, Metazoa, Arthropoda, Arachnida, Mesostigmata, Varroidae. Gene Ontology annotation, cellular component: membrane. The record is from RefSeq and is a predicted model, not a curated record.